Molecule: messenger RNA, 648 nt
Organism: Mycosarcoma maydis (corn smut)
Lineage: Eukaryota; Fungi; Basidiomycota; Ustilaginomycetes; Ustilaginales
Exons: 1
Coding region: 1-648 (215 amino acids)
Biological process (GO): cellular response to oxidative stress
Source: RefSeq, a predicted model, not a curated record
AUGUCUCUGCCUCAAGCCACCACCUCUUUCCUCUCGCAGCUCGCUGUGCGACGUAGCACCUACACUCUGGCCAAGAGCCCGUCAAUCCUGAACGUUGAUCAGAUCCAGACGGUCCUCAGCAAGGUGUUGCGCGAAUCUCCGUCUUCGUUCAACUCCAAGUCUCCGCGUUUGGUGCUUCUGCUCGGUGACGAGCACGACGAGUACUGGUCCAAGACGGUUCCCGAAGCGCUGAGUGCGGCUAUCAAGUCGCAUGGUGGCGACGACAAGGCUGUCGCCGGUGCGCUCGGUCGUCUUGACCUCUUCAAACCUGCGUUUGGUACGGUUCUAUUCUUCGAAUCGAAGUCCGUCGUCGAGGCUCAGCAGAAGAACAUCCCACAGUACGCCGAAAACUUCCCCAUCUGGUCUCAACACGCUUCGGCCAUCGUGCAAACCAACACGUGGGUUGCGCUCACCAACGCCGGUUACGGUGCCAACUUGCAGCACUACGGAAACUUGACCCAGGAUCAGCUUAAGAAGAAGCACAACUUGCCAAGCGACUGGCAGAUCGUCGCCGAACUCGUGUUUGGCGCCAAGACAGACGAGCCCAAACCCAAGGAGUACGACGAGCAACACGAAAACGCCGACCGUAUCAAGGUGUUUGGCGCAUAA